ACAUCAGAUGUCCCCAUCAGAGUGCCUCCUCACAUCAAGGUCCCCAUCAGAGUGCCCCCGUACAUCAGGUGUCCCCAUCAGAGUGUCCCCUUACUUCCAGUCCCCAUCAGAGUGCCCCCGUACAUCAGGUGUCCCCAUCAGAGUGUCCCCUUACUUCCAGGUCCCCAUCAGAGAGUGCCGCCAUACAUCAGAUAUCCCCAUCAGAGUGCCCCCUUACAUCAGAUGUUCCCAUCAGAGUGUCCCCUUACAUCAGGUGUCCCCAUCAGAGUGCCCCCAUACAUCAGAUGUCCCCCUCAGAGUGUCUAAACUGACUGCAUCACACUGGCUCAUGAACUCACAAAGACCUGGGGGGGGGGGGGGUUUGUAGGAUUAGAGUCAGGUG
Staurois parvus is the source of this 382-nucleotide messenger RNA. The record is from the annotation of a GenBank genome assembly. NCBI's taxonomy places the organism in Eukaryota, Metazoa, Chordata, Amphibia, Anura, Ranidae.